ACUCAACAGAGACUCCAUUGGUUUUGACUCUGGGAUAUAACCUGAAAAAACACCAGUCUCCGUUGAGCUCUGUAUUAGCGACGUCACGCAUCAGUCUAUCACUCGUUAAUCAAAGAAGCCGGUGCACCACACAUGUUCACAAUCCGCCCUCGGGGCCUAGUGAAUCACAAUGGGAUCACUGACAACCCUCCCCCGCAGCAAAGUAAACAUCUAACCACGCGGUCAAGCAUGGGAUAGCCUCCAGGGAAUAGACCACUCGUCAAUUCACUUGGCAAGUGUGAUUAGCAUUCCUCGGUAUUCCUCGGCCUGGACGCGGCAGCAGCUCGUGCCAAAUGAGCACCAAGCUCAAGGACAUCGAGAUCAGGACGUCGCGUGCCGCGUUCGACUCUCUCGCGACGCCCGAAACGCCCAAAGAUGGUUUCAAGUCGCCUAUGCUAGAGGAAGAGGAACUGACUCCUCAAGGCGCUUCACUCGGGGAAUUGCUCGUUAUUUCAAUGCCUCGUAUGGCUAUCCGAAUGGCAUGGGCAGCGCAAUGGGCGGCACUGGGCCCCUAUCUACAGACGAUGCUUCCUCGCUAUGCCGUGCAGUUGACACAGCUCAGCGGACCACUUAGCGGCGUCUUAAUGGCGCCAAUUGUCGGGGUGUAUUCCGACCAAAACAUGUCGAGGUUUGGACGUCGUCGACCGUACCUAGUUGCUUCGGCAGUAGGGAGUAUAAUCUGUUGGGUCCUUAUGGGCUACACACGAGAGUUGGGAGACGCUUUGGGCGAUGUCGGAUCUGGGAAACCCGGCGAAGUGACAGACCGCAAGUGGACUGCUCUACUCACAAUCUUCUUCUACCUGUGGAUGGACAUCACCGUCAACAUUGCACAAACUCCUGCGUUGUUAUUGAUCUCGGACUUUGCUGGUAAACGUCAAACUAUCGGCUCUGCGAUGGGUCAAGGAUGGUCGACACUUGGAGCGAUUGUUGUGGCAGCCUACACGGAAUUCUUUGGCGCAGCGUACAACUCUAUGCACUGGUUCUUGGGAAUGCUGUCUGUCUUUAUGGCUGUUUGUAUUGGAGCAUCAUGCUACGUGGCGAAGGAGAUUCCACAAGAACGGGUGGUGGAGAAGCGGGGCUGCUGCAAGAAUGUGGCCUACGCAUUUGGGUCGAUAUACGGUGCUGUGAAGACGCUUCCUGGAAUGCUGGUGGUCUACUGCAUUGUAAUUUUCCUGAAUCAAUACGCCUUCGCGGCCUACAACGGCAAUAAAGGAAUGUUCUUCGGUCUCGAGGUGUUUGAUGGAGACGCGACCAACUCUGCGACUUGUGGUGACGAGUGCUCAGAGGGGCAGCGGGACUAUAACCGAGGCGUUCGGCUUGCUGGAGGGCUCGCUGAUAUGCUGUUUUGCAUCGUGGGAUACUUGUACUCGUGGGUGCUUCCUCCUCUUGUGCGUCGCUUUGGGGCUCAAAAGAUUGCAACACUUGCAACAAUUCCCCAGGUUUUGCUGAUGUUGAUGGCAUUCUGUGACGUCGUGGCACUGGAUGUGAUCAUUGUGGCCCUCACGUCUAUCACUAUCAGCACGUUCUUCGCGUUGGUAGUACCGAUCAUCGUUCACAUAUUCGGCCAGACUGCUGAUAUUGGCGUGUAUGUGGGCGUCGUGAACUCCGCGAACUCGUUGGGGCAGCUGCUGAACUUUAUUGUUGGGUCGGCGUUGGUGGAAACCUCACUGGGCUACAGACUUCCUGUUUUCGUGGGCGGCGCUGUCAGUCUGCUGGCAUUCCUCGUCUGUCUCUUCUUCUUCAAGAUCAAGAUGAACUCCAUGUAAGCCGACAACUAUAAUUCGUGUAUUUUAUUGUGAACGUUAACGCAACGUUUCUUUUAAGUGAGAGUGUUUCGUAUCCGAUAGUUUGAAUACCAGGUUAUCUGUCAGUUGAAUAAUGUAAUCACUGGACGAGGUGGUACAUGACACUGUACAAUUCGUGAGAUAAGCUGGUAUGACGCUUAUUAAUACUUCUUGAAGAGCAAGUUCGCAAG
Phytophthora nicotianae INRA-310 is the source of this 2014-nucleotide messenger RNA. RefSeq lists its product as hypothetical. The transcript has a single exon. The coding region runs from base 333 to 1805 and encodes 490 amino acids. Gene Ontology annotation, molecular function: sucrose:proton symporter activity. The record is from RefSeq and is a predicted model, not a curated record. Gene Ontology annotation, cellular component: membrane. Lineage: Eukaryota; Oomycota; Peronosporomycetes; Peronosporales; Peronosporaceae.